CACUGACCUGCCCUGUUUAGCACUCACUCUCAGCCUGGGGUAAGGUGAUCCACGUGUAGGGGAACAACAAAGAGUGGGACACCUGAUCAGGGCUGCAGGCUGUUAAACAUUCAUGUCUAUGGGAGUCAGGCCACCCUGGGCACAGUGGUUUCUGGGCUUGCGGAAGGAUGGAGAACGCGGAGGGUACCUUAAGCUGCCCCAUCUGUGCCGACGUGUUCUCGGACCCCGUGGUGCUCCCGUGCGGGCACAACUUCUGCCGCGCGUGCAUCUGGGCGGUGUGGAACGAGGACGGAGACGAGGCGGGCACUCAGAUAGGCAUCACCACGCCUGUGCCAGGUCACCUGUUCUGUCCAGAAUGCCAGGUCCUCCUUUCUCCGGACCUCCAGCUGCAGGCGAACCCCAGCCUGCAGAGACUGGUCCAAGAGGAGAGCAGACAGGACCAGAGCGGGCCGGGCUGGAACGGGCUGUCCACUCCGGCUGAUCUGGGUCAUCAGGUCACGGCUCUGUCGGGUCAGGGUCUCGCGGUGCUGACGUGUGACCACUGCAUCGAGCGUGUGUCUGUGGCGGUGCGGAGCUGCGUGACGUGCGACGCGGCGCUGUGCUCGGCACACGCUCUGGCGCACCAGCGGAAGGAGGCGCUGAGGGCGCACACCCUGGUGGAGCCGGCGGGCGACCUGCUGCCGUACCGCUGCCAGCAGCAUGGCGAGGAGCUGCGCCUCUACUGCAUCGACGAGCAGGUGGCCGCGUGCGCGCUGUGUGCCGCUGUGGGCGCCCACCGGGGUCACGGGGUGGUGUCUCUGCAGGAGGCGACCUCUGACCUCAAGAGGAAGCUGGAGUCCACUGAGAGUGUCCUGCUGGAGACCAGACUGAGGGUUGAGAACACCUUGAAGGAAGUGGAGCUGCUUUUCUCAGAGACACAGAGCUCCAUAGAGGCGUGUAAGCUGCGGGUCCAGCACCGCUACUCUCAGAUAAGAGCUCUGAUCGAGGAGGACGAGCGUCUGAUGCUAGACGUGCUGGACACUGAGCAGCUCUACUGCAGUCACUGGCUCCAGUGCAGGAGAGAGCAGCUGCAGAGACACCUCAGAGACACAGACACUCUCAGGGAGACCAGGGCGGCUCUCGUCCAGGAGGACAACCACCUGAAGCUGCUACAGCAUCUCACUACGCCGGGGUCCGUGCUGGACCCCCCCACCGUGCCUGAGGUGGAGACAGACGGCUGCGCCCCCCCAGGGAAGAUGCCCACGGUGGAGAGGUUGGUGGAUGACCUGUUUAACACCCUGUCAACCUGCUUCCCACGCAUGUGGUCAGACCUGCAGGCCCUCACUCUGGACCCGCAGCAGGCCCACCCAAAGCUGGAGGUGUCUGAGGACCGUAGGGAGGUGCGCUGGAGCAAGCUGCCCCUCCAGCAGGACGGCGACUUGGACUCCGUCCACUCCCAGUACACCGCUCUGGCCUCGGAGGCGUUCACCAGCGGCCGGCACUACUGGGAGGUGCUGGUGUGGGAGAAGCCCUACUGGCUGAUCGGCCUCUCACACGCGGCCGCGGUAAAUGGGCUCCAGGGUGCGGACAGCGCCGCCGCGGACUUGAAUAAGGUCUUCUGUUACAUCUACCACGGGAAUGGCCAGUACCUCAUCGCCCACGGUGCUCAGGAGAGCCCUCUGGUGGUGGAGAGGAGAAUCAGGAAGGUUGGUGUGCUGGUGGACUUCCAGCAGGGGGCGGUGUGUUUCUAUGACGCCGACACGCUCUCCCUCCUGCAGAGGUUCAGUGUGGAGCUGAGGGACGCGGUGGUUCCCACGCUGAACCCGUGCAUCUCGUUUGGGGAGCACAACACACACCCUCUCGUUCUGUACCAUCUCACUAAAAACACACACACACACACAUCCUCUCAUCCUUUACCAUCUCUCUAA
This is a messenger RNA of Clupea harengus (Atlantic herring), 1907 nucleotides long. Its product is annotated as tripartite motif-containing protein 72. The record is from RefSeq and is a predicted model, not a curated record. Lineage: Eukaryota; Metazoa; Chordata; Actinopteri; Clupeiformes; Clupeidae. Gene Ontology annotation, molecular function: zinc ion binding; protein binding; ubiquitin-protein transferase activity. Gene Ontology annotation, biological process: protein ubiquitination.